This is a messenger RNA of Salarias fasciatus (jewelled blenny), 1192 nucleotides long. Its product is annotated as dynein intermediate chain 2, axonemal-like. Gene Ontology annotation, biological process: cilium movement; outer dynein arm assembly. Lineage: Eukaryota; Metazoa; Chordata; Actinopteri; Blenniiformes; Blenniidae. The record is from RefSeq and is a predicted model, not a curated record. Gene Ontology annotation, molecular function: dynein heavy chain binding; dynein light chain binding. Gene Ontology annotation, cellular component: outer dynein arm.
AUGGAGGUCGUGCAUGUGUACACGCGGCUGCGGCGCGAGCUGGGCCGCCACUGUUUAUUCUCCGACCGGAACGCGGAGCUGCUGGCGGACGUUCCGCCCGAGCCCGACCGGGGACUGCGGUUCCUCCAGCGGGGCCGCCGGGACCAGGGCCCGCAGGCCUGCCGCGGCAUGUCGGAGCAUCAGGUCAACACGGAGCGCUUCGAGUCGGAAAGCCGCGGGAUAAACCACGUGGAGGGGGGCUGGCCCAAAGACCUGAACCCCGGGGACCUGGAGCAGACCCUGCGCUUCCGGAAGAAGGUGGAGAAGGACGAGAGCUACGUCAACAGCAUCCUGCAGCUGGGCCGCGUGAUGGAACACUCCAUCCGGCAGAACAACACCCUGGACCUGGACCGGGACCUGGACAGCUCCGAGGACGAGGAGGACCGUCCGGACCCCUCUGCCAAGACCGUCAACGUCUUCAGAGACCCAAAACCAGGUGAAGCGCACCGUCAGCAGCCUGUCCUGGCACCGGACGGGGGCCGCAGGUUGGCCACCGCCUACUGCUGCCUGCAGUUCCAGAGCGGCCUGGACCUGAACCUGGACUCCUACAUCUGGGACGUGGAGAACCCGAACCGGCCCGAGACGACCCUGAAGCCGUCCUCCCACCUGGUCUCUCUGGACUACAACCCUAAAGACCCCCACACGCUGGUGGGGGGCUGCCACAGCGGACAGAUCGCCUUCUGGGACACCCGGAGAGGGGGACAGCCGGUGGAACUGUCCUCGGUGGAGCAGAGUCACCGCCCGGUCUACAAGGUGAUCUGGCUGCAGUCCAAGACCGGGACGGACGCCUUCUCCGCCUCCACAGAUGGACAGGUCCUGUGGUGGGACGUGCGGCGUCUGUCCGAGCCGACGGAGCGCCUGGUUCUGGACCUGACUCGGGAGGGGGACCUGGACCGGGCCCUGGGGUCCGUCUCUCUGGAGUUUGAGACCACGAUGCCCACCAAGUUCAUGGUGGGCACAGCAGGUCUGGUGGUCUCCUGCAACCGCAAGGCCAAGACCGCCUCCGAGAAGCUGGUGAGCGCCUUCCAGGCCCAGCUGGGCCCGGUCUGCGCCCUGCAGCGGAACCCCUUCUUCCCCAAGAACUUCCUGACCGCCGGGGACUGGACGGCCCGCAUCUGGUCCGGGAUCAGGGAGUCCCCCAUCAUGUGGACCG